GAUACAAGCAACUAAACGCAUGCUAUGGCAGCGCUGACCAUCUUGACGGUGAACGACGUGUACGACGUCGCACCUGACGCGCAUGGCAUGGGCGGAAUGGCCGAACUCGCGACCUUGCUGCAGCGUGAGCGAGCGGCGACGCCAGCGACCUCGACGCUGCUGACGACGAUCAACGGCGACUUUCUCUCCGCGUCUCGAACCGGAGCCUAUUACAAAGGCGCGCACAUGAUCGACCUUCUCAACCACAUGGACGUCGACUUUGCCGUCUUUGUCGUCGUGCGCGGCCAGGAGAGCAGCUUUGGCAACUUGGUCGCUGACGCGAUCCGGUCCGAGCUCGGCGCCAACGUUGGCCACGUCAGCGGCGGCUUUCUUCGAAGCAACGCACUGCACCCGGCCAAGGCGACGCUGACGGCGCGCAUGAUCCACUGUGACAUGCCCAUCCAAGGACCGGCAGUGCUGACGCGGAUUCGCGCCAGCGACCUUCAAGAGGCACUUGUUCAGCAACUCGGUGCGUACCCAGCGCUCUCGGGCUCGUUUCCUCACGUCUCUGGCGUGCGUCUCGUGUACGACAGCCGCUCCCGAACAAUGACGUCGUUUACGGACGAAGCCGGCAACGAAAUCGAUGCGAACGCCGAGCUGACUGUGGCGACAACGCAAUUUAUUGCGGGCGGUGGCGACGGCUGCGUCGCGUGGCGCAAGGGCUCGGUGGUUGAGACGCACGAUAUCAUGGCCAACGAGGUGAUUCGCUUCGUUGAGAAGCAGCGCAUUCUGGCCUACGCCGCCACCGAAGGCCGCAUCCGCAUUCUUGACGCAAGUUGA
This is a messenger RNA of Saprolegnia diclina VS20, 819 nucleotides long. RefSeq lists its product as hypothetical. The coding region runs from base 25 to 819 and encodes 264 amino acids. The record is from RefSeq and is a predicted model, not a curated record. Gene Ontology annotation, molecular function: hydrolase activity. Lineage: Eukaryota; Oomycota; Saprolegniomycetes; Saprolegniales; Saprolegniaceae. The transcript is spliced from 6 exons. Gene Ontology annotation, biological process: nucleotide catabolic process.